Sander lucioperca (pikeperch) is the source of this 2002-nucleotide messenger RNA. RefSeq names its product MAX dimerization protein 1 (gene mxd1). The record is from RefSeq and is a predicted model, not a curated record. Gene Ontology annotation, molecular function: DNA-binding transcription factor activity, RNA polymerase II-specific; RNA polymerase II cis-regulatory region sequence-specific DNA binding; protein dimerization activity. The coding region runs from base 871 to 1539 and encodes 222 amino acids. Gene Ontology annotation, biological process: regulation of transcription by RNA polymerase II. The transcript has 6 exons. NCBI's taxonomy places the organism in Eukaryota, Metazoa, Chordata, Actinopteri, Perciformes, Percidae.
GUACAGUAGUAACCUGUCGUUCAGAUCAACAAGCCACUAUUUUGGAAGCAGUUUGAUAAACACUCACUGUUCCUCAGUUGAUGUCAGUCGUUUCCAGCGACACAUAUCACGCGAGAUCAACGAUUAACCAACACAAAACUAGCCAGCCACAUAACGUUAGCCCUGAACCGAUAGGGUUGGAUGACAUCGUCGGUUGAACUUUAAAAGACAUCUUGCUCGUUUUUCACACCAGGCAAGUCUAUGACAACUGAACACCCAACGAUCUUGUUUGUUUUUUGGAUUGGCUGAAUAUUUUCAAUAUACAACCUAGCUAGCAAGAACUUUUUUUUUUUUAUCGUUUAUUUGGCAACUUUUCACUAGCGCUAACGUUAGCAAACACUUUUUUUGCUAUACAGAUCGACCUAUUUUUUCGCCAAGCAGCUCUUCGUUUUGUUUUGUCAACAAGCUGCUUUUUUCUCUCGAAGAGCUGACGUUAACUUACCUUAAAAAACGACGAUAUUUAGCAAACGGUUUGCUUAAUAAAGAGGGCAAAGCAACCAUAGCAGUUGAAGAAGUGUUAGCGUCAGCUUUUACCAGCCAGCUAACCAAACCCUUAACGUUACCUGAACCAUUUUACCAAUCAUUUAGAAACGCCUUUAACCGGUUGGUGCUGUAUUCAGGACAUUUCACUUUUAAAUUGCCCGUUUGAUACACUGUAAGAGUAACUAUUUAACGUCAGCUAGCUAGCUCUCGCUUUUUUUUAAAUAACUGACAGAACAGCAAACCACCUGAGUGUUAGAAGUAGACCAGUGGUUGGACCUGAGGCGAGUUGUGUACAGCCAAGGAAUCCCUCAUCGGAUUGUUAUAUUAUUAUCAGUGUUAUUGUUGAAAAUGGCGGCGGUCGGAAUGGUGCAGAUGUUGAUCGAAGCAGCCGAGUACCUUGAGCGCAGGGAACGAGAAGCUGAACACGGCUAUGCCUCCAUGCCACCCUUCAUCAGCAGCCAAGAGAGGGAAAGCUUGAAAAGGAAAAGCAAAAGCAAGAAAAACACAAGUAGCAGGUCUACGCACAAUGAAAUGGAAAAGAACAGACGGGCACAUCUACGGCUCUGUUUAGAGCGCUUAAAAUCUCUCGUUCCCUUAGGACCAGAUGCUAACAGGCACACCACUCUAAGCCUGCUGAUGAAAGCCAAAGAUCAUAUCAAGAGGUUGGAGGAGAGCGAUAGGAGAGCUCAGCACACCAUGGAUCAGCUACAGCGGGAGCGGAGACAUCUGAGGCGGCGUCUGGAGCAGCUAGGGGUGGAGAGGACCCGCAUGGACAGUACUGGCUCCACUGUGUCUUUGGACAAGUCUGACUCUGACCAAGAAGACCUGGAUGUGGACGUGGAGGGGACGGACUACAUGCUGGGUGACCUGGAGUGGAGCACCAGCAGUGUUAGCGACUCGGGCGACGAGCGGGGUAGCCUGCGCAGCAGCUGCAGCGACGAGGGCUACUCCAGCGCCAGCCUGCUGCUGCUGCAGGACACUCAGGAGAGGGCCAAGCAGCUGGGCUGCAGCCUAUAGACAGCACUGGACAGCACAACUUCCCCCCCCCUCAGCCACUCCCGUCCCAAUAUUGUCUCACCACUCCCUAAUCCCACUCUGACCUCCCCCCUCCGUCCCUCCCUGCCGGGACUGACCAAGUCUGAGGCCUCUCCUCCAGGCAGGCCUCUGCAGGCUUCCCGUUCCCACGACGACUUCCCCUAUCCAGACUGCAACACCUUCGAGACACCCGCCCACAUCCAGCCCGUCAUCAGCGGUCAGUCUUUUAGGGGGUCGCCCGCUCCGCACCAAUCAAACGAGUGGGAUUUUAAAGACACUCCAUCUCUCCGUCCAUCCAUCAGAAACACAACUUUCAGCCAGAGAAUGUUACCACACAAUAUCCCACUGCCUCUUUUUCUAUGCCUCAAGAGCCAUGGGAAGCACUUGAGAUUUCAUCCUUACUUCACACACACACACACACACACACACACACACACACACACAC